AUGGGAGGAAUGCAAAGCAAUCACUUUGAGAAGUGGAAAGAAGGUGGAAAAAAAGCCAUCACUCAAGAAGAGCACAUCAAAGAAGGCUCAAAAGAAGAAGUAAAGGAGCAAAAGCAGGAGCAAAAAACUUCUACACAGGAUGAUAAGUCAACCAAGAAGGAAGCAGUGAAAGCAUACCAACCAAUGCUAUCAUAUCCUGAAAGGUUCAAGGGAGAAAACAAAGAGAAGCAAUACUCCAAAUUCCUAGAGAUAUUCAAGACACUACACAUCAACAUCCCUUUUAUAGAAGCACUUGAACAGAUGCUACUAUAUGCUAAGUUUAUGAAGGAGUUAUUGAUAAAGAAAAGAUCCUUGAGAGAAGGACAAAUGGUUGUGAUGACCAGGGAAUGUAGUGCCAUCAACCAGAGAGAAUUGCAAGGGAAGAGGAAGGACCCUAGAAGCUUUCAUAUUCCCUGUACCAUAGGCAACAUGAUAAUUGAAAGAGCAUUUUGCGACCUUGGUGCAAGCAUAAAUCUGAUACCUCUAUCCUUGAUGAAGAAGCUUCAAAUCCAUGAAUUAAAACCCACACAAAUAGCUCUCCAAAUGGCAGACAAAUCCAUUAAGCAAGCACUUGGAGUUGUGGAGAAUGUAUUAGUAAAGGUAGAAAAAUUUUUCCUCCUAGCUGACUUUGUUAUUCUAGAUAUGGAGGAAGAUUACAACACUCUCAUCAUUCUAGGGAGACCCUUCCUAGCUAUGGACAGAGCAUUAAUUGAUGUUGAGAAAGGAGAAUUGAUGCUGAGAGUGCAUGAAAAGCAUAUAGUGUUCCAUGUCUUCAAGAGUUUGCAAGAUCUCAAUCAAAAAGAAGAGUGUAUGAAGAUUGAUCUGAGAGAUCCAAACUUGAAAGAGGCACCUGAUGAGUCACUCCCAAUGCACUUAAGCUCAUGCUGGAAAGAAAGGGAAGAGGUAGAACUGCUGCAACAAGCUCAAGGAGUUGAGGAGGAACUACAACCAAAGCAUCCACAUGAAAUCCUCAGCAAGAACCUUCCAACCAUUGAGACUCCAAAAUAUGAACCACCUCUUAGAAAAGAAGAGAAUCCCAAGAAGAAAGUGCUAAGAGGAUGGAGAAACAAAAAAAUUCCCACUGAAGGCCUCAUACCAGGAGACAAAGUGAUGCUAGCUUACCAAUCAAUGGAAACAUCUCCACAUUUAUCUGGAUACUACACAGUGAAUAAAAUCCUCUCACUUGAACAUGUAGAAAUCAUCAAGAAUGAUACUGGAGGAAAGCUGGUGCACGAAUUGUGA
Molecule: messenger RNA, 1281 nt
Organism: Arachis ipaensis
Lineage: Eukaryota; Viridiplantae; Streptophyta; Magnoliopsida; Fabales; Fabaceae
Source: RefSeq, a predicted model, not a curated record